Dichotomopilus funicola is the source of this 1599-nucleotide messenger RNA. RefSeq lists its product as uncharacterized. The record is from RefSeq and is a predicted model, not a curated record. Lineage: Eukaryota; Fungi; Ascomycota; Sordariomycetes; Sordariales; Chaetomiaceae. The transcript is spliced from 3 exons. The coding region runs from base 1 to 1599 and encodes 532 amino acids. Gene Ontology annotation, molecular function: nucleotide binding.
AUGUCGAAAACCGAGGAGUCCACCCAGGCUGCCCCCUCGGCAGACCCGCCUCGUAUUCUCAUCAUCGGCGCGGGUUCGCGGGGGAAAACUUACGCUAAAGCCAUCGCAUCGGCUACGAACGGCGUGGUCGCUGCCGUUUCCGAACCGGACAACUACAAGAGGAACUGGUUUGGGGAGGCCUUUAUAUGGGGUUCGGGUGCUCCCCCGCCCGAAGGAGCUGCUUUCGCCGACUGGCGUGAGUUUAUCGCUUACGAAAAGGAGCGCCGCGCGCGCGCGGCGAGCGGUAGGGAGGAAAACGUGCCUCCGGGCAUCGACGCCGCCUUCGUUUGCGUGCUGGAUGAGAUGCAUCGCGACGUGGUGGUCGCCCUGGCCAACCUCGGCGGGUUCCAUAUCAUGUGCGAGAAGCCGUUGGCGACCACCCUCCAAGAUUGUAUCGAUAUGUACGCGGCCUUGCAAGCAAACAAGGUCUCGGGGGGGGAACAAGCUGUCUUCUCCAUUGGGCAUGUUCUUCGUUACAGUCCCCACAAUAUGCUCCUCCGAAAGCUUGCGGUGCAAGACCGCGUAAUUGGGGAUAUCCUGUCUGUUGUACAUACGGAACCCGUUGGGUGGUGGCAUUUUAGCCAUAGUUACGUCCGUGGCAACUGGCGUCGCGAGAGCACCACUGCCCCAAGCCUAUUGACCAAGAGUUGCCACGACAUCGAUGUGCUGCUCUGGUUGCUAUGCUCCCCCUCUGAUUACUCAGUCAAGGACGGGCCUCCACCCCAUCUACCAUCCUCGGUAACUAGCACCGGUACUCUGCAGUAUUUCAAGCGGAGCCGCAAACCAGCCAGGGCCGGGAAUGCCACCAACUGCCUCUCCUGCCCAGUUGAAAGCGACUGCAAAUACUCAGCAAAGCGUAUCUAUGUCGGCCCGGAGAUCGCGGGGCUGGAGACCUGCAACACAGGCUGGCCCGUGAGUAUCGUUGUUCCUGAUAUUGAGUCGUGUGACAGCAUGAAAGAAGCCAAGAAAGCUGUGCUUUCUGAGCUCGCCAAGGACUAUACUUCUACCACACCGGAUUCGGAGGUCUCACGUCGAAACUGGUUUGGCAGGUGUGUUUACGAAUGCGACAACGAUGUGUGCGAUGACCAAGUGGUCACCCUCAACUGGGAGGAAGAGCCGUUGGCGGGUGAGAGCGGGACGGGUAGCCGCAAUGCGAAGACGGCCGUCUUCCAUAUGGUUUCUCACACCAAAAAGAUAUGCCAACGCUAUACCCAUCUGUACGGCGUCGACGGUGAAAUAUACGCUGACUCGACUACCAUCACCGUCGAAGACUUCCGUACCGGAAAGACAACCGUGCAUCGCCCUCCGAGCGGAGGCGCCGGGCACGGCGGAGGGGAUACUGGCCUAACUCGUCAGUUCAUACUCGCUAUCGACAAGGUCAAGAACCAUGGUUGGUCGUCCGACAGGGCCCAGAGAGAGCUUGUCGGCUGCACCCUGGAAGAAGUUAUCCUCAGCCAUGCCAUGGUAUUCUGCGCUGAGGCUGCGCGCCGGGGUAAGGAGGUGAUAAAUUGGCCUAAGUGGUGGGCGGCCGAGGUCCAGGCUAAGUCCGCGCCGAGAUGA